Molecule: messenger RNA, 663 nt
Organism: Macrosiphum euphorbiae (potato aphid)
Lineage: Eukaryota; Metazoa; Arthropoda; Insecta; Hemiptera; Aphididae
Source: the annotation of a GenBank genome assembly
AUGGAUAUGUACGAAGUGUAUGUUAAAGCAGUGUCGUUUUCUGCGGGUUGUGCAUCCACUGCAAUGAUGUUAACUCCUUUGCUAGUAUGCAAGGAUAUUGUGAAGAAAAAGACGUCUGACCAUGUCAAUUUAUCUACAUUUGUUGGUGCACUUUUUAGAAGUUCACUAUUUUGUCGUCAGGGUUUUAUUUUAAAUUUACAAACAAUGAUGUUUGUUCAUGGAAUGGGACUAUUAGUUAAUACAUUUUACUUAGCGCUUUAUUGGUAUUAUUCAAAUAAAAAAAUGAAUGUGAUAACGACACUUUUUAAAACCACAUUAAUAAGUUCAGUACUCCUGACAUAUUCAUUUAUAGAAUCGACAAAUCUAGUUGUGACUCGAUUCCCAAUUAUAGUAUCAAUCAUACACUUGUCACUAAUGGGUUGGCCAUUACUAUCAGUUAGAGAAACUAUAAAAACAAAGAAAUGGUCCGGACAUCCAAAGCCAAUUUUGAUAAAUUCUAUUGUUCUCUGUAUUUUAUGGCUUCUGUAUAGUAUCAACAUACGAAAUAUUAUCAUUUUUACUCAAUGUUUAGUAGCACUGUUACUUAGCUCGGCACAAUUGGGAUUAUGGGCAAUUUACCCAGCAGAAAAAAUUCAACGCAAUAAAAUGGAAAAACAUGAAUGA